Molecule: messenger RNA, 2377 nt
Organism: Linum trigynum
Lineage: Eukaryota; Viridiplantae; Streptophyta; Magnoliopsida; Malpighiales; Linaceae
Source: the annotation of a GenBank genome assembly
UUCGCAAAAGUCAAAGAACACAAGCCAAAUCAGUCAUUCCUUGUCUUAAGCAAAUCGUUUUCAAGAUUGAGUUUUGAUGCUUGCAUCUAUUGCUUUGAAUUGAGCCUUUAGCGUUCAUUUCUUGUAUAUUUAAUUGCAGUUGCCAUUGAAUUUUUUCGAAAUUCUUAGUUUAAAGAGCUGCAGCUCUAGGUUAGAAUAGCCUUUGUUUCCAAAAACGUUUUAAACAUUGUUUCUAGCCUAUCCAGCUGAAUCUACUUGCAUUUGAAGGUUUUCAUUCAUUCAAAGUUGAUUGAGUGCCAGAGAAGAGGCUUUGUGAGUUCAAUAGAGGGUAAAAGCCAUUAAUUUUGAGUGCAAACAUGAGUGGUAAAAAAAGAGCGACAUCUAUUAAGUGAAAACACUUAAGUGCUUGUGAGGUCAUUUACAUAUCAUUUGAAACUUGGAAUUGACGAAAUAACCUUGUCUACGAGUUUUUGUGGCGGAGUUGAUUAUCAUGGCUGGUGAAGGUAAUCCAUCGAUGGGAAAAUUGAGUGACAACGCUCUUGAUGUUCUCAUGGAUCAAUUCUCUCAAUUUUGGCAAGCUGAUCAAUCCAACAUCAAUGCACGUCUGCCCGUGGUGGAACGAAAUCCAGAAAAAGUGCUAAACGAGAGCAAGAGAGGGCGGAGCAAGAAAGAGUUAAAAGAGAAUGUAUUGAGCAAACUCGAAAAGAACAAGAAAGACUUCUUCGAGAAAGAAAUCAUCAACAUCAUCCUCAUUUUGGUGGAAGAAUGCUACGAAGAAAUGUCAUUUCUCAUCAACAUCGAGAAGAAUAAGAGAGGUUCCAUGACGAAUAUGAAGAAGAAGGAGAACAACCUAGUAAAUCACCACAUAAUAGUUGAAACUUGUCCGAGUUACAUUUCAGACCAGACACCUUAUAGAACAUAUCUAGAACCCGACAAACACCAGCAACUCCACGAAUAGAACCAUUUGUAAAUACAAGCAAAUCAUCAGCAAAACACAGGUGUGUAAUUGGUAACGGUUGACACUUGGGAUGAAAGGGAAUCUGGUUCUGUCUGGCUGCCAUUUUCAACAUUGCAUCAAGUAUCUCCAUUGAAACCGUAAAAAGGUAGGGGGACAAUGGGUCCCCUUGCCUAAGACCGCGUUUCAUAUAAAAAAAAACCCACAGAUACCUCCAUUUAAGCCUACACUGAUCUUAGGACCACAAUGGGUCCCCUUGCCUAAUCCACUUAAGAAAUAGAUUAGGGAACCCCAUCAUCGUAAGAAUAGAGAGAAGGAAAGGCCAAUCCACAGAAUUGAAGACCUUCAUAAUAUCAAUCUUAAUAGCACAACUGGGAGUGAUAUGUUUCCUAUGAUAAUCCUUAACUAUUUCUGAAGCCAGCAGAAUGUUAUCACAAAUUGACCGACCUUUGAUAAAAGCAGAUUGGAAUAGGAAGUUAGAGAAGGCAAGACAGCUGCUAACCUGUUAGCCAUAAUCUUUGAAAUCCCUUUGUAGAUAGUGUUGCAACAUGAAAUGGGACGAAAGUCCUUCAUUUGCUCAACAUUUGGGAUUUUAGCCACUAAAGUGAAGAGAGUGGAGUUAAUAAUGCGAGGCAUAAUACCAGAUUGAUAGAACUCCAAAGCCACCUCUUCAACCAAACCACCUAUUAGACCCCAAAUAAGUGAAUAAAACUCUGAUGGGAAACCGUCUGGACCUGGGGCCUUAUCCCUUCCAGUGACUGGGGCAACCAAAGAAAGAGCCUCCUCUAGUGAAAGCUUCUUGAGCAAAAGUUGCUCAUAAAAGCUAGAAGGUUUGAUAAUAACAUCGUGGUUUACCUCUCUAAUCAACUUCUUGUAGAAAUCCACCGCAACUUGUCCCAUUUCCUUGAUAUUAGUCACCUCAUGUCCUUGGGAAUUGAGCAAUCUUGUAAUCUGCUGGCGAUGAGUAUUGACUUUCACAGAGCGAUGAAAGAAAGAUGUAUUCAAAUCCCCCUCUUGAACCCCCUGUACUCGAUCUUUUUUCUUAUAAAACCUUUCCUCAGCCUUCUGCAAUUCUUGACAUUUAGCAGCAAGUAUUCUUUCUUCCUCCACAUAACAUUACUUUCAUCAGGCGCAGUAAGAAGAAUAGUUUGCAACAUCUCUAAUUGAGUCUCACAGGCUCGAGUUUGCACAGAUAUAUCCGAAUAAACUUCCCUGUUAAGCUUCUUCAACUUCAAUUUUACACUUCGAAGUUUACCAUAAAACACAAAAUAGGAAUAACCCUUCACAUCAGUACUCCAAGCUUCUGUAACUAGGUCAUAACUUAAAAUUAUACUCAAGUUACUGUAGGAUGUCCCUUUAAAUUUUAGGGUUAAUAUAUUUGUAUAGCCUGAACUUUGCAUAUAAUAAACAUCCUGCCCAAUC